Messenger RNA from Populus trichocarpa (black cottonwood), 771 nucleotides. Its product is annotated as iron-sulfur assembly protein IscA-like 1, mitochondrial. Bases 86 to 511 code for a protein of 141 amino acids. Gene Ontology annotation, cellular component: cytoplasm; mitochondrion. Gene Ontology annotation, biological process: iron-sulfur cluster assembly. The record is from RefSeq and is a predicted model, not a curated record. The transcript is spliced from 3 exons. Lineage: Eukaryota; Viridiplantae; Streptophyta; Magnoliopsida; Malpighiales; Salicaceae. Gene Ontology annotation, molecular function: 2 iron, 2 sulfur cluster binding.
AGGCAAAAUCAAAUUUUUAUUCUUCCUCUUCCAAAAUAUUCAUAUAUUUUUUUUCCAACAGAGAGACGGAGAGAGCUUUGUAAAAAUGGCAGCUACAAGGGCAUCCAAACUUUUCGCAGCAGCAGCAGAGUCGGUGGGUUCCUCAGCCCGAAAACAAGUUCUAGACUUGACGGACACCGCCGCUACCAGAAUCCGCCACCUCUUGCAGCAGCGCCAACGUCCUUUCCUCCGUCUCGGCGUUAAAGCUCGCGGCUGCAAUGGCUUGUCAUACACUCUUAAUUACGCAGAUGAGAAAGGGAGGUUUGAUGAAUUAGUUGCAGAUAAAGGUGUGAAGAUAUUGAUUGAUCCGAAGGCACUGAUGCAUGUUAUAGGAACCAAGAUGGAUUUUGUUGAUGACAAGCUCAGAUCUGAAUUUGUCUUUAUCAAUCCCAACUCCCAAGGGCAGUGUGGUUGUGGAGAGUCCUUUAUGACAACAAGUAGUUCCGAAACUGCUAAACGUGGUGGGAGUUAAGCAUGUGCAAGAACAAAUAAUAGCAUCGGGUUGUACCGGUGAUGACAAUACCAAAGCAAAUCAUAUUUUAUGUGGUCAAAAUCGCUUUUAUCGUUUUAGAUGGAUACUGGAUAGUUUGUAGUGUAUACGAUGACAGAUAUCUCCUGUAUGUCUGAACGAACACUGUAGAUUUUAAUUGUAUUAGCCAGGAGCUUUGUAUCUAUAGCAAUUCAAAAAUUCUUUGGUUGAAAUAAGAGAACUGAUGUAUUGUAUUCUUCCUA